UAUUGAAAAAUAAAUUUAUUUAAUAUUUAAUUUACUCGAGGAAGAGAAACAAAUCAGGAAAAUGUUGAAGUCCAUUCGAUGGGUGUCCGUUACACUAACUAGUUUACUGCUAGUACGAUGCAGCAUUUAUUGAGAAGAAACGAUUAGGACCGGCCCAGCUCCUGCUCUGCUACUUUCUCCAUCUCUUAAUGAAGACAAUAAAGCUGUGUCAUGGAAAACUGCUCUCACCCGUCCCCUAAUGCUGCCUCAGAGCUCAAUCUUACGGGUCACUUUCUUCCUCUUUCUCAAUUUGGCUUCCGUUGGUGAAUUUGUUGCUCAUAUGCGUAACUUUUCCUUCCUUCUCAAUUAUUUUAAUGCAGAAUAAUCUCCAUUAACACUUCGCUUGGAGCUUUCUCUUUGUACCAGUUUCCAGAUCUUCCAUACUUUUUCUCUGUCACACGCGCGCGCACGCGCAAUACACUCUUUUCUCGAAGAUUCUAAACCAAAUCUCGAAAUAAUUUUGGUUUUUUCUCGAAGAAAGUUUUAUUUCAAACUUUGUCUCUCGGAAAGAAUCCCUUUGUUUAUUGUAUCUCAAUUUUCUCUAAGGUAGCUUUUGUGCAUUUUCUCGUUGGCUCUCUCAAAUUACUCCCCUAAAAACAACACAGAAAAUCCACACAUCUACUGGUCACCCUUGAAAAGAGUUGAAAAUUACGAAAAUGCUUCGGUUCGUGGUCUCCAUUUUGCUUUGCUUCUCAACCAUUGCGCCGUUUCUGAGCUCCAUCGCGAUUGCGGAACUGAUAACGUGUUCGGGGAUAGUACCGAUGAGGUAUCGGAGCGACAAGAUCUCGAUAACGGACUUCGGGGGUGUUGGUGAUGGGCGGACGUUGAAUACGAAUGCGUUUCGGGAGGCGAUAUAUCGGAUUCAGCACCUGAGCAGGAGAGGUGGUACGCUGCUUUACAUACCUCCUGGGGUGUACUUAACAGAGAGCUUCAAUCUCACUAGCCACAUGACCCUCUACUUGGCUAGAGAUGCUGUUAUCAAAGCCACUCAGGAUACUGGAAAUUGGCCUUUAGUUGCUCCUUUGCCAUCUUAUGGAAGAGGUAGGGAACGCCCUGGAGGAAGAUAUAUGAGUUUUCUUCACGGAGAUGGACUUCGUGAUGUUGUAAUCACUGGUGAGAAUGGGACAAUUGAUGGCCAAGGAGAUGUAUGGUGGGACAUGUGGAGGCAGAGAACUCUUCAAUUUACUAGACCGAGUCUCAUUGAACUUGUGAACUCUAAAAACAUCGUCAUUUCAAACGUGCUUUUCCGGAAUUCUCCAUUUUGGAACAUUCACCCUGUCUAUUGCAGCAAUGUUGUUGUCCGCUAUGUCACAAUAUUGGCUCCUGCAGACUCUCCCAACACUGAUGGUAUCGAUCCAGAUUCAAGCUCUCAUGUCUGCAUAGAGGACUCGUACAUAUCAACUGGAGAUGAUCUUGUGGCAGUGAAGAGUGGGUGGGAUGAAUAUGGAAUUGCUUAUGGUCGUCGUAGUUUUGGCAUCACAAUCCGUCGGAUAACAGGAUCAUCCCCAUUUUCCGGGAUUGCUAUUGGAAGUGAAACUUCAGGUGGGGUGGAGAAUGUCUUGGCAGAACACAUACACCUUUACAAAGUGGGAGUCGGUAUCCAUGUGAAAACGAACAUUGGUAGGGGAGGGUUAAUAAGAAAUAUUUCAGUAUCCGAUGUGUAUUUGGAAAAUGCUCGAAAGGGGAUAAAGAUUGCCGGUGAUGUUGGCGACCACCCAGACAAUGGAUUCAACCCAAAUGCCUUCCCGGUCGUCAAGGAUAUCGCUAUUAAGAAUGUUUGGGGUGUGAAUGUGCUGCAAGCUGGUUUAAUACAAGGCCUGAGGAGCUCCCCUUUUACAGGGAUUUGCCUCUCUAACAUCAACCUUGCAGGCGUGACACCGAAAGGAUCAAGGAGCCCUCCUCCUUGGAAGUGUUCUGAUGUAAGUGGAGCUUCUCAUCAAGUCAGUCCGUGGCCCUGUUCAGAGCUCACCAGCACCCUUUCAAUAGAUACCUGUUCCACUCACUUCUGAUAAUUGUUAUUCUUUCAAUUCUGUUAAGGCAAGAUAUAACGGUCAACUGGUUUAUUUAUUUCAGAAUGGAAAGCAAAGAACUGUUUCCCUCUCUUAUCAAA
Carya illinoinensis is the source of this 2149-nucleotide messenger RNA. RefSeq names its product probable polygalacturonase. Lineage: Eukaryota; Viridiplantae; Streptophyta; Magnoliopsida; Fagales; Juglandaceae. The record is from RefSeq and is a predicted model, not a curated record. Gene Ontology annotation, biological process: carbohydrate metabolic process. Gene Ontology annotation, molecular function: polygalacturonase activity. The transcript is spliced from 5 exons. The coding region runs from base 696 to 2048 and encodes 450 amino acids.